This is a messenger RNA of Histoplasma capsulatum G186AR, 243 nucleotides long. RefSeq lists its product as uncharacterized. The transcript has a single exon. Bases 1 to 243 code for a protein of 80 amino acids. Lineage: Eukaryota; Fungi; Ascomycota; Eurotiomycetes; Onygenales; Ajellomycetaceae. The record is from RefSeq and is a predicted model, not a curated record.
AUGGGUAGCAAGCUUGGCGCUGUUUCUCUUGCAGGGCCGCGUUUCGCGGUCUUGCCAUUGACUUUUGAAGUGUCAAGCGUUGCUUGGGCAUAUCCUAUCAUUGCUCAGGUUUCUAGCCACAAGGGACAAGGUUGCUUUGGACAUUGCCCGGUGAUGAUGCGUCCAGUUCUUAAUAAGAGUCGUCUGCAUAAUUGCUAUUCUGAGCAGUGCGGAGUUUCUUUGAAUUCUGCAGAAUUCAGCUAA